GCGCGAUGGCCGACGAGCAACUCCAUCAGUCCCUGCGGAAAGCCCGCGCGGACUCGCGUCUGCACAACUUUACGUCGAUGGAACAGUAUGUGGAGGAAAUGCAGGGGCGUCGACCUGUCACGAAGAUGCUUAUCGCGAACAACGGUAUCUCUGCCGUCAAGGCCAUCCGAUCAAUCCGCAAGUGGUCGUAUGAAACCUUUGCCAACGACCGUAUGGUCAAGUUCGUCGUGAUGGCAACUCCUGAGGAUUUGCGCGCGAAUGCGGAAUAUAUUCGCAUGGCGGAACAAGUUGUCGAAGUUCCAGGGGGGUCCAACAACAACAACUACGCGAACGUCCAUCUCAUCAUUGAAAUCGCGGAACGAUUCGAAGUCGACGCCGUCUGGGCUGGUUGGGGCCACGCGUCCGAAAAUCCGAUUUUACCCGAAACGUUGGCAAAGACGACACGACAGAUUCUCUUCGUUGGGCCCUCCGGCAAACCGAUGCGUGCUUUGGGAGACAAGAUCGGGUCCACGAUCAUUGCACAAUCUGCCAAGGUGCCCACAAUCGCAUGGAACGGCGACGGGAUCUCGGUCAACUACAAGGAAUUGCAAGACAUUCCGGAUGAAGUAUACAAGGCCGCUUCCAUUCGCGACGCAGACCACUGCUUAGAUGAAUGCGAGCGCAUUGGGUACCCUGUCAUGAUCAAAGCCAGUGAAGGCGGCGGGGGUAAAGGUAUCCGAAAAAUUACGCGCAAGGAAGACGUUAUCGCAGGGUACACUGCUGUGCAAGGUGAAAUUCCUGGAUCUCCUAUCUUCGUCAUGAAGCUCGCGCCCAAGUCGCGCCACUUGGAAGUCCAAUUGUUGGCAGAUGAGUACGGAAACGCUAUUGCAUUGUCCGGCCGUGACUGUUCCGUCCAGCGCCGCCACCAAAAGAUCAUUGAAGAAGGACCAGUGCUCGCACCCACCGAGGAAGUAUGGGACCAAAUGAUGUUGGCCGCGACCCGACUGGCAAAGGAAGUCGACUACGCGAACGCCGGGACGGUCGAAUACUUGUUCACGGAACAGCCCGACGAAACGGGCAACAAGUUUUUCUUCUUGGAAUUGAACCCGCGCUUGCAAGUCGAACACCCGGUCACGGAAAUGAUUACUGGCGUCAACCUUCCUGCGUGCCAGCUUCAAGUGUCGAUGGGGAUCCCUCUGUACUUGAUCCCGGACGUUCGCCGUCUGUACCAAAAGGACUCGUUUGGCAAGUCGCCCAUCAACUUUGACACGGAAAAGCAGGCACCGCCCCAUGGCCACGUCAUUGCCGCGCGCAUUACGGCUGAAGACCCGAACGCGGGCUUCCAACCUACCUCGGGCCAAAUCGAAGAACUCAACUUCCGUAGUACGCCGGAUGUGUGGGGCUACUUCUCGGUCGACUCGUCGGGUCGUGUGCACGAAUUUGCCGACUCGCAAAUCGGCCACUUGUUCUCGUGGAGCACGUCGCGUGAACGCGCUCGCAAGAACUUGAUCUUGGCCCUGAAGGAACUCAGCAUCCGUGGUGAGAUCAACACGACAGUCGAGUACUUGGUCAAGAUGAUGGAGUCCGAGGACUUCAAGAACAACCGCAUCUCGACAUCGUGGCUCGACGAACGCAUUGCGCGCCACAAAGAAGUGUCGGUGCAAGGCCGCCCCGACACGCUCAUGGUUGUCCUCGUCGGAGCCAUGUGCCUCGCGUAUCAAGCGUCCAACAGCCGCCAAGAAAAGUAUGUGGCGCAGCUGGAACGCGGUCAGAUUCCCGGCAACGACCUCCUACAACAGGAAGACGAGCUCGAACUUAUCUACGAAGGCAUCAAGUAUAAGAUCCGCGCCGCCCGCUCUGGCGAAAUCACGUUUACAUUGUACUGCAAUGACUCGUACGUGCAAGCCAACAUCCGCACGCUGAGCGACGGUGGGUUCCUCGUCCUCUUGAACGGCAAGUCCCACGUCGCGUACGCCAACAAGGAAGCGCAAGGGCUGCGCUUGAUCGUCGAUGGCAACACGUGCGUGUUCACGAACGAGUACGAUCCCACGCGCUUGGUGACGAAUGCGGCGGGUAAAUUGGCACGCUAUCUGACCAAGGACGGAGCCAAGCUUCGCCGAGGGACGCCGUACGCGGAAGUGGAAGUGAUGAAGAUGUAUAUGCCACUUUUGACGCCUGAAGACGGUGUCGUGCGCCACGUCAAGCCCGAAGGCUCCGUGUUGGCUCCAGGCGAUUUGAUCGGAAACUUGGAAUUGGACGACCCGUCGUGCGUCAAGCUGUCGGAUCAGUUCUUGGGCAAACUCCCCAACUUCUCCAACGAACCUGAAAACGCCAGCACCAAGUCGUUUUACGUCAUGAAGAAGGCGAUCGAUACCAUCACGACUGUCUUGGACGGGUUCAAGCUCCCCGACGACCUCGUCCAGCGUGCCAUCAACGACCUCUUCGACUCGGCGCUCAAAGAUCCCCUGUUGCCGCUUGACGAAAUCAGCGAAACCCUCAGCGCUUUGGCGAGCCGCAUGCCUGCCCACGUGUACGAACAGAUCCGCGACCACAUGCAAGCAUACCGCGAAUCGAACAAGUCGGCUCCGUUCGACGUGAGUAAGAUCUCGGCAGCGUUGGACGCCCACAAGAAAACCCUCUCGAUUCCGUCGGAAGCGAACGCUUACGAAGGAAAGAUCGCCCCAUUGCGCGAGCUCCUCCCCAAGUUUGAAAACGGCUUGGAAACGCGCCGCGAACGCGUCGUGUACGACUUGAUUGCCAAGUACUUUAACGUUGAAAACCCAUAUGCACAAGGCCACAAUGUGGAAGACGUUGUGAUGGCGCUGCGAAAGGAGAACUCGGGGUCGUUGGCCACCGUGUACGGCAUUGCCCGCGCCCACAUUGCCGUGGACAACCGAUCGAAGUGGCUCCUCGAAGUGCUUCGCCAUAUCCGUCGCGGCGACAAGAAGGCCAUCUCGAGCUACGUGCGCAUGCUGGAGAGCAUUGCCAACUUCCGCGGCCGCGACUACUCGCUCGUGUCGCUCGAAGCGCGCCACAUCUUGGUCGACCGCACCAUGCCGAGCUACUCGGACCGUGUGUUGGAAAUGGAAUCGAUCUUGCGCGCGAUCGUGAGCGACAAGACCCGCCAGCCCCACGAAACAGAAAAGUUCCAAGAGUUGCUUGACCAGUCGUCGCCGAUCUUUGACUUGCUCAUCAGCCACGUCGACCACGCCGAUGCCGAGAUCCGCCAAGUUGCGCUCAACCUGUACAUUCGCCGCGUGUACCGGUCGUACAUCAUCUCCAAGACGGACGCAACAUCGGCGGAAAACGGCAUCCUCGGCAAAAAGUUUGAGUUCAAGUCCCCGUCAAACGACGGAAUGUCGGUGCGCCAAGCCAGCAUGAACAAGGCCGAAAGUUACGACGACCUAGCGUCUCUCCUGAAGAAGGGGUCCUCGCCAAGCCUGACGUCGCUUGCGCGGUCCGACUCGACCGGCAGCGACUCGGACUCCAAGUACUCUGUCGAGAAGAUCUCGCCGACGGUCAACCGCCACGGUGUGAUCGUCGCGUUCAAAACGUUGGAUCAAUUGAAGGAGAAGUUCGAGCUCGUCAUGGACCUCAUCCCGAAGCGCAACAUGCUCACUGGCCUCACCAAGGUCCAAUAUGUGAAUGUGCUGCACGUGAUCUUGCUGGACGAAGCCGAGAACGAAGACACAACGCUCGAGAAGCUCAACGUGUUUGUGGCGUACCACAAAGAAACCAUGCAAAACCACUUGGUGCGCCGCAUCACGUUCAGCGUCAAGCCCCACUUGCGCAACGUUGUCGACGCCUCGUCGACGUAUCACUUGUACCCGGGCAUCUACACGUUCCGCCAGUCCACGGGGUACGUGGAAGAUGCGAUCGUGCGCCACAUGGAAGCGCCGCUCGCGUACAUGCUCGAGCUCCAGCGCUUGGCCAACUACAGCGUCAAGACAGCGGAUUCAAAGGACAAGAACGUGCACUUGUACUUUUGCACGCCCAAGAAGAGCGCGCUCGCCGCCGCCCGCGUCGACAAGAAGGAACAAUUCCAGCGCUUCUUUGUUCGCGCCGUGGUCCGACAACUGGAAAAGCUCGAUGUGCAAUCGCAAUUUGAUGCACACCCGGGCCCGGAACGCACGUUGGUGGAAGCACUCAACGCGCUCGAGUUGGCCAUGGGGUCGGUCAAGUCGGACCUGCCCAUCAAGAACAACCACGUGUUUAUGAACGUCGUGCCGGAAGCCGUCGUCGAUCCGCACUACUUGGAAGCGGUGAUUCGCAUCUUGGCGAGCCGCUAUGCGGCCCGGUUGGACCAGCUCAAGGUGAGCCAAGUCGAAAUCAAAAUUUCGGCCAAGUUCAACGACAACGCGUACAGCAUCCCCGUGCGCCUCGUUGCGGCCAACCCGACCGGCUACGUCCUCCGCGUGGAAUCGUACGUGGAAGCACAUGAAAUGCGCAACGGCGCCGAAGUCGCCAUCUUCUCGAGCAUUGGCGACGACGUUGUCGGGGAAUGGGACGCCACCCCUGUGUCGACUCCGUACCCUGUCUCGUACCCCUUUGACGUCAAGCGUGAAGCUGCCAAGCGCUCUUCCGACACGUUGUACGCGUACGACUUUUUGGAGCUCAUUGAGAACGCGUCGGUCCGCAACUGGCGCAAGUUUGCAUCGGACCGCGCGUCCAAGGGCGUCGCGACUAAAAUCCCCCACCGCUUGGUCGAAUCCAAGGAAUUUGUCCUCACCAACGACGACAACGCUGUCGAGCUCGUGGCACGUCCUCGCGGUCUCAAUGACGUUGGCAUGGUCGCGUGGCUCAUCACGCUGUACACGCCCGAAGUGCCCACCGGCCGAUCGGUUGUGUUGAUCGCCAACGACAUCACGUACAAUGCUGGUUCGUUUGGGACUCGCGAAGACAAGCUGUUUGACCUGGCCUCCAAGUAUGCCCGCGAACACAAGCUCCCUCGUCUCUACUUUGCCGCAAACUCGGGCGCUCGCAUUGGCAUGGCCGAAACAGUCAAGGCCAAGUACCAAGUCGAGUGGAAGGACGUGUCGGACCCGACCAAGGGCUUUGAGUACUUGUACUUGACCAAGGCCGACUACGACUACUUCCACAGCGUCGGCGCGAUCGAGUGCUCGGAGAAAGUUGUCGCGAACGGCGAAGUGCGCUACGUGAUCACUGACAUCAUUGGCGAGGAAUCGGACCUGGGUGUGGAAAACCUUCGUGGCAGUGGCACGAUUGCCGGCGAAAGCUCUCGUGCGUACAGCGAUAUCUUUACGUUGACGUACGUGUGCGGCCGUUCCGUCGGGAUCGGCGCGUACUUGGUGCGCCUCGGCCAACGCACGGUGCAAAACGUGACAAGCGCGCCCAUCAUCUUGACGGGUUUCCAAGCGUUGAAUAAGCUCAUGGGGAAGGAAGUGUACUCGUCCAACGAUCAACUUGGAGGGAUCAAGAUCAUGCACAACAACGGUGUGACCCACUUGACGUCGAACAACCACCUCCACGGGAUUGCAAGCAUCCUCAACUGGCUCUCGUUUGUGCCGGCCACCCGCGGCGCGCCGUUGCCGAUCCGCGACAUCACGGGCGUCGACACGAUCGACCGGGCCAUCACGUAUACCCCGACCCGCGUCGCAUACGAUCCCCGUGAACUCUUGACGGGAAAGAUUGUCGACUCGACGUGGCAAUCGGGUUUCUUGGACAACAAUUCGUUUGUUGAAUCCCUCAGCGCCUGGGCCAAGACUGUCGUCGUGGGCCGGGGUCGUUUGGGCGGGAUCCCCGUCGGUGUUGUUGUCACCGAAGUCCGCACUGUCGAGAAGCUCACGCCCGCCGACCCGGCGUCUCCCACAACCCAAGAGCACACUGUCCAACAAGCCGGCCAAGUUUGGUUUCCUGACUCGGCGCACAAGACGGCAACGGCGAUCCGCGACUUUCAGGGCGAAGACCUUCCUCUGUUUAUCUUUGCCAACUGGCGCGGGUUCUCGGGCGGUCAGCGCGACAUGUUUGACGAAGUCCUCAAGUUUGGCGCCGAAAUCGUCGACGGUCUCGUCCACUACACGCAGCCCGUGUUCGUGUACAUCCCGCCGUUCGCGGAAUUGCGUGGUGGCGCGUGGGUCGUCGUCGACCCGACCAUCAACUCGGACGUGAUGGAAAUGUACGCCGAUCCUCAAGGCCGUGGGGGGGUGUUGGAACCUGCCGGCCUCAUCGAAAUCAAGUACCGCAAGCCUGCGUUGCUGGCGUCAGCCCACCGCAUCGACUCGGUUCUCGUUCGUCUGGACGCGACACUGGCGACGUUGGCGGCGGACGACGUGACCCGCAGCGACGUCCUUCGCGACAUUCGCCUGCGUGAAUCCAAGCUCUUGCCCAUCUUUACCCAAAUUGCGACCCACUUUGGGGAUCUACACGACACCCCUGGUCGUAUGAAGGCCAAGCACGUGAUCCGCGACGUCGUGCCUUGGGACCAAGCGCGCACGUACUUUUACUGGCGCCUCAAGCGUCGUCUGGCGGAAUUCCGCGUCCGCCGCUCGAUCUUGGAAGCAUCCAACGUUGACAUGCACACGUCGUUUGCGUCGACCGAAGCAACGGUCGCCGCGUGGUUCAAGGCCCAGCAACCGGCCGGCAAUUGGGCCAACGACCAAGCUGUCGUCGCGUGGCUGCAAGCGGACGCCGAGUUCCUCUCCAAGCGGUUGGAAAGCCUCCACCAAGAGCGCAUCGCGCGCGAAGUCACCCGGCUCGGUCUCCAAGACCCCCAAGCGGCUGUUGUUGGCAUUUUGCACCUCAUCAACCAACUGCCCGACAGCGCCCGCGAAGACGUCGUCACGGCGCUCCGACGAGGCAGCAUCUUUGCCCGCACGUCGUCCGUGUCGCAAUAGAGUCGCUCAGUCGUCGUCACCUGCGGCUGGCUGCGUUUGUGUAAUAUAAGAACAACCUCCCCACUCGAUAUGCAUGUCCGCC
This is a messenger RNA of Aphanomyces invadans, 6915 nucleotides long. RefSeq lists its product as hypothetical. Gene Ontology annotation, biological process: fatty acid biosynthetic process. Bases 6 to 6833 code for a protein of 2275 amino acids. The record is from RefSeq and is a predicted model, not a curated record. Lineage: Eukaryota; Oomycota; Saprolegniomycetes; Saprolegniales; Verrucalvaceae. The transcript has a single exon. Gene Ontology annotation, molecular function: ATP binding; acetyl-CoA carboxylase activity; metal ion binding.